AUGAACCAACAUCUUGAGGAAGAGGAUCAGAAGAGAAAAGGGAUAGCAUUUAAAGCUUCUACCCAGAAGGAAUAUGACGAGAGUAGUGAUGAAGGAGAAGAUGAUAAUGAGAAUGAUGAUAUUGCCCUCCUUGCAAAAAAAUUCAGUAAGUUUAUGAGGAGAAGGAAGAUGAACUUCAAAAGGAAUCCGAUAGCAAGAGGUGAGAUAGAAAAGGAUAAGGAUAAAGGGAAAGAUCCCUUAGUGUGCUAUGAGUGUAAAAGACUCGGACAUUUUAGGCUAGAUUGUCCGCUCUUAAAGAAAUCGCAAAAGAAAAAGAAGAAGGCAUUUGUUGCAAUGUGGGAAGAUAGCGACGAAUCCUCAUCUAAAGAAGAAGAACCCCAAGAAGUAGCCAACAUUUUCUUUGUGGCUCAAGGCAAUGAGGUAAGCUCUAAUGCAUCACCAAAUUUCACAUUCGAUGAAUUAUAUGAAGCCUUCAUUGAAUUAGUUAGUGAUUACAAGAAACUUGGCAUGAAAAAUAAGGAGUUAAGAGCUGAAAACAAAACUCUAAAUGAAUUAUUUGAAAAAUACAAUGAAGAAAAACAAUCCUUAACCAAUGAAAUGAAAAAUUUUGAAAUUUGA
Molecule: messenger RNA, 618 nt
Organism: Phoenix dactylifera (date palm)
Lineage: Eukaryota; Viridiplantae; Streptophyta; Magnoliopsida; Arecales; Arecaceae
Source: RefSeq, a predicted model, not a curated record